Messenger RNA from Xylona heveae TC161, 1945 nucleotides. RefSeq lists its product as hypothetical. Gene Ontology annotation, cellular component: fungal-type vacuole. The coding region runs from base 469 to 1521 and encodes 350 amino acids. The transcript has a single exon. NCBI's taxonomy places the organism in Eukaryota, Fungi, Ascomycota, Xylonomycetes, Xylonales, Xylonaceae. The record is from RefSeq and is a predicted model, not a curated record.
CAUGCAUCAUCCACAACACUAAAUUCAACUCCCACCUUCAACAACAUUAAUUCUCCUCAAGAUCACACAAACCCCAUCGCUCCUCUUCCUUUUGCGUCUUGCUUGCCCAAGCCUCCUCUUUAAUAGGCUCGGCACUUCACUCGCUUCUUUCGACAUCCACUUGCUCUCGUUUCGACGUUGUGAAAGGAGCCCAAGCCGCGCCAAUUCAACGUAUUGGUGGUCAACCGCAAUAGACCGAGUAGAUCUACGACAAUAAUCCUGCCUAAGAAUCGAUAUUUCUGUUAGAUAUCUCAGCACAUAUAUACUUGUCAACCCUUUUUACGAGAUUCGUCGAGCUCCCUAUUCGAAUCUUAUGAUCUAGACUCGGAGAAACUCGCAUCGCGCCAGGCACCAGGAAACACUGGCCACUCGAAUCUUAUAUUGGCAUCUUGUGUCCCAGGUUCUUCUAUAGCCUGCAUACUACACAAAAUGCGUCUCCUCCGGAUAUCCUCAACGGCAUGCAUAAUCCUCGUUCUACUAUGCCUCUUCGCGGUCUCUCACGCCGCCGACACCGGCAUGCCUACACUGCCCAACGGGGACUCCACAACGGCGGCGGCAAAGACGAGUGAUUCCAAAGCUACCACUACAGCAGCGAAGACCACAGACUCGUCAAGCAAAACAACACCCGCGGCCAAAACCACCAAAGCAUCCUCUUCAAAAGGCGCCCUAACCGAUCUCCCAACGCUCUCAGGCGGAUACAAAUACCCACCACCAUCUGUCCCUCCGACCGCCAACGCGCCAUUCAUGCAACACUCCAAUCUUCCCGAAGGUACCGUGUUCAUUGUUGUCGGCGCAGCUCUUGGCUUCCUCGGCCUCGCCGUCCUCGCAUGGCGCGGCUUCCUUGCCUGGUCAUUGCACCGGUCCGUCCGGCGCGCCGCGAUGCACGAGAAUGCUCGGGAGUCUAAAGCCAUGCUCCGUGCCCCUGGUGCAGGAUUCUACUCCACCCACGGCGGCGGUAGCUCGACGCUCUCUCUCGACGCGCUCUCUACUCCAGUCACCAAACAUGCGGCUCGGCCCAAAUCCAUGCCUCCUCCGCGAGACUCCCUCUUCUUCUCCCCCACCGCUGGCGCUGGCCAGCAGUACGCCGCUCUGAACAACAACAGCCCCAACAACAACACCAACACCAACAACAGAGCUUCUACCUACUUGCCAGCGGGCUACUAUGCAGCCGGAACCGCCCAUGCCGGCUCCGGCGGCGGUGCAGGAGGAGGUGCAGCAGGCAGCUCGUACAAUCUUUCUCCCAGCCACGCUUACUCGCGGUCUCGCUCUAGCCCUCCUUCGUCUCCUGGACUAUCUCCUCAGCGCGGUGGCGGUGGUGGCGGCGGUGGAUACCGUGAUUCGACAUACUCGCGAUUAUCCAAUCCCGCUGCGCUUUCUCACGAAAGUCUGACGUCCCCGCCCCAGGGCCGCGCCCCGAGUGCGUAUCUCGAGGACUUGUUUGAAACGCAUCGGACGGAUACUCAUGGUGGGAAUCGAAUUUAGAUAGCUUUUUUGUUUUGUCUUUUUUCAUCUUUUAUUUUUCGUCUCCAUUACGUCUUCGUCUUUCCUACGUUUUCCUCUUUUAUCUUGUAUGCUUUGGUCUUUAUUACGUCUUCGUCUUAUAUUUUAUUACGGUAUUCACGUUUGUUUUGUUCAUUUCUUUCUCCCUUUUCUCUGUAAAAUGGAUUUACUUAAUCUAGCUCUCCCUUAGCGUCAUCUUCUCCCCCCUUGUUAGAUGGAUAGUACUAUUCCUCUAUUUUUUCCUUGUCUUCACUGCACAUCCUUGGACUCCUCCGGGCUUUCCCUUUCCCCUUUUAUCUUUUCCAUUUUCCAUUUUCCUUUUUCCCGUUCAUGUAUCAUAUGUGAUCAAAACAACUACAGCAGCUAGCAAUAUCUGUAUAGCACGAAUUUAUGAUAUUAAUGGCAA